AUCACUUCCGGGUCACCGGCAGAUUGAGCGUGUUGUUGACUUCACAUCGCUGUCUUGUAGUUGUUUUCUGUUCUCUGUUAAUGUCGCAAUAAUGUAGACAAGAAGAAUAUCUGUGAGCCGUCCAUGACACGCGUGACCGGCGUCCGUACGUGCGGGAUCCCGCGUGAAGAUUGUGUGGACGUGAUCGACUGAAGGAAAGAAGAGGGAGAAUGUGGCAGAGUGUUGGUCUCACAGUGCUGGUGAUCGUGGCCACGCUGAUAUGUGUCCUGCUCUUUAUGCUGUUUGGGUGGUACGUGGUGUGGCAGCUCUUCCUAUCCAAGUUUAAGUUCCUGCGGGAGAUGGUGGGCGACACGGGUUCACCGCAGACAGAAACCGAGCCUUCUGAGUCAGAGAGUGAACGCAGCUCGCCCCCGACGCCCCGCCACCGACCCAAGACGGCUCGCCAAAGGAUCGCCCCUCCUGACAGCACUACAUGAAGACCCGCACGUCCAAUGAUCGCUUUCUUAUUUUCGGCUGAAAUCAUGCAUUGGACCAGACCUCCAUCAGCUGCUGUGCUCUCCUCUACAUCAGUCGUCAUGGUUACACUGGUUCCCUCACUGGGUUUGGAUAUGACACGAUAUGAACUCGGACACUUAAAGUUUUGUUGUCUGAACAAACAUGUGAAUUCCAGCUCAACCUCACAUUCACAUCCCAACUAACACGCUGCUACCCUCAUCCAGGCCCGGAAAACAGUUAAAUAUAUUCACCUGUGAGCGUCAUAUAUGUUAACUUUAACUGACCUGUUCAAAUCUGAUAGCAGCUGACAACCAAACAUCCAACGUUUCUGUUGGCUUAACACCAUCACUAUUCAUACUGACAUGUCUUCAGUGAGUGCAAUGAAACUUCAGUUUUAUUUCGAGUAGAAGUGACAAAUUGAUGUUAAGAAUCACCCCAUUAGGAAGGUGAUGAUGUUAUAAAAUGUCCCGUGCAGUUCUGGUUUCUUCAGGCUUUAGUGCUGUAAGAUGGCUGUUCACGUUUUGCUGAUCUCAGAUGUAUCUGUCAUCACCAGCUUUCUAAAAGCUUUACAGCCACACUGACCUUAGAUCAGCCUGGACCUGCCUAAAAUUUGUGGGUAUUCACACAAAACCUGUGACUGUAAUUAAAGGUUACGUCACUCAUUAUGUUUUUUUUGGGCAGUUGAUUUUUCCCUUCAUAAAAAAUACAUUUCAUAAAACCA
Messenger RNA from Triplophysa dalaica, 1216 nucleotides. RefSeq names its product small integral membrane protein 13 (gene smim13). Lineage: Eukaryota; Metazoa; Chordata; Actinopteri; Cypriniformes; Nemacheilidae. The record is from RefSeq and is a predicted model, not a curated record. The transcript has 3 exons. The coding region runs from base 210 to 476 and encodes 88 amino acids.